Molecule: messenger RNA, 1223 nt
Organism: Phytophthora sojae
Lineage: Eukaryota; Oomycota; Peronosporomycetes; Peronosporales; Peronosporaceae
Exons: 1
Coding region: 14-1075 (353 amino acids)
Molecular function (GO): oxidoreductase activity
Source: RefSeq, a predicted model, not a curated record
CCAAACAAUAACGAUGGCCGUGCUCCAGAGAUCCCAAGAAGCAGUAAUUGCUCAGGCUACUCCUAUAUCCAAACCCGUAGGUAAAAUCUCAACUCUGUCAGCAACCUACACAGCCUACCAAUACUCGAAGUAUGGCGCACCUAAAACCGAGCUCACCCUCCGCAAGGACGCGCCGCUGAUCCCGCUCGAGCCCAACCAGCUACGCAUCAAGGUCCACAGCGCCGCACUCAACCCCGCUGACCAGAAAAUCAUGCAAGACUUCGGACUCGCCGUCACUGGCCGUCAGCCCUCCGCCGGCAAACCCUUCGGCAUGGGCUUUGAUGUCGCCGGCACCGUCGUCGAGACCGGCGCCAACGCACACCAGUUCAAGGUCGGCGAUGCCGUCUUCGCCAUGGCGCCCUACUCCAACUUCGGCACCUUCGCCGAGUUCGUCGCCAUCGACGAGCAAUUCGUCGCGCUCAAGCCCAGCAACGUCACGUUCGAGGAGGCCGCCAGCAUCCCGUACGCCGCGCUCACGAGCUACCAGGCGCUGCACGAACACGCCAACCUGCAGGCGGGCGAGCGCGUGCUCAUCCUCGGCGGAUCCACGUCCACGGGCAUGGCUGCCAUCCAGUUGGCGCGCGCCAUGGGGGCCCACGUGAUCGCCACGGCCAGGGGCUGCCAGGACUUCCUGCUCGUGCAGUCGCUCGGCGCCGAGAAGGCCAUCGACGCGUCCAAGCAGAGCUGGGUCGACGCCGUAAACGAGCACUCGGUCGACGUCGUGUACGACUGCGGCGUGGAGCGCAAGGCGUGGAACCGCGACGCCCAGACCGUGCUCAAGAAGGACUCGGGCCGCUUCGUGACCAUCAACCCGAUGCUGCAGCCGCGCGCAGCCAAGUUCGGCGCCAAGUGCAUCGGCGAGAUCAUGGUGCACGCGAGUGGCGCGCAACUGAAGGAGCUGUCGGGUUUCGUGUCGUCGGGUGCGUUGAAGCCCGUGAUCGACUCGGUCUACUCGUUCGACCAGCUGCUGCCGGCGCUGGAGAAGCUAGGAUCGAAGAAAGUGUGUGGCAAGAUCGUGCUAAGCAUGGCACACUGAGCUUCGAAAGCCUAAUGCAUAUUUACAUAGCUAAAGUGUACAAUGAAUAAUUGAUUCCCUGCAAGGAGCUUUCGGAUCGUAAAGAGAUGGUAGAUCAACGUACUAGCUUGCCUGAAACAAUACUACAUCCUUAGAUGCAACUUAGAUG